AUGUCGCACGUCACAAGUCUUCGCCAAACGGAGUAUCCGUAUCUUGACCAGCAGAAGCACACGUAUCUCGACUAUACAGGCGCGGGUCUGCCCUCCAUCACCCAGGCGGUAGCACACCAUGCCCGGUUGACGAGCACAGUAGCAGGCAAUCCUCACUCGAUCAGCCCAGCCUCGGGCACGUCCACGGCCCUCGUUGACGAGACUAGGCGUCGCAUCUUCCGUUAUCUCCACGCCGCGCCAGAGGAAUAUGCCGUCAUAUUCACGACAAAUGCGACGGCAGCGGCGAAACUGGUCGGCGAAGGAUACCCCUUUGACAAGAGGACGAGGCUGGUCUUGACAGCGGAUAACCACAACUCCAUCAACGGCCUCCGUCGGUACGCGCGACAGGCCGGCGCAGACGUGGCGUACGUCCCCAUCUCGGACGCCGACAGCUUGCGAAUAUCCACGUCUGACGUCGGACAGGCACUUCCAAAACUAAACGCUCCCAUGAGGGCGUCAUGCUCAUUCUUGCGUCCACAUCGCCGUGCCCGAACCGGCCUCUUCGCGUACCCUGCCCAGAGUAACUUCAGCGGCGUCCACCAUCCUUUGUCGUGGGUCUCGUUAGCCCAGUCGAGGGGGUACACCGUUCUGCUCGACGCAGCCGCCUACCUGCCCACCACUCCUCUCGACCUAUCACGCUGCAAGGCUGACUUUGUGAUCUUAAGUUGGUACAAGGUCUUCAGGUUCCCUACGGGCGUGGGAUGCUUGAUCGCGAGGCACGAUGCCCUGGCGACCCUCGAGAGACCGUGGUUCUCAGGCGGCGCCGUGGACAUGGUGACAGUAGGGCGGGAGUGGCAUCGAAUGGCUGACGGCGGUCAAGCGUGGGAAGAUGGCACGCUGAACUUUCUCGUUAUCCCUGACGUCCGCGUUGGACUGGACUUUUUCGUCCACACAGUAGGGUACGACCCCUUGCGCAAAAGGCUCCGACUGUUAACGAGGUGGUGCAUCGACACUCUGUCCUCGCUGCGGCACAAAUCGGGCCAUGGUGUCUGUCGUAUAUAUGGCCCACGAGACGCGGAAGGGCGAGGAAGCACGAUUGCGUUCAACGUGCAAGAUGUCGCGGGUGUCCUGGUGGAUGAGACACGCAACAUCUCCAUCCGUGCCGGCUGUUUCUGCAAUCCUGGCGUUGGCGAGACCGUGAGCGGGGCGAGUAAGGAGGUCUUGCGAGCGUUCGCCCAGGAACGGGACAAAGAUCGCGGUGGCAUGGGGGCCGUCCGCAUCUCCCUCGGCAUCGCCUCGACCGUCGGGGAUAUAGAAACCUUUGUUAGCUUCAUUGAGGAUACGUACAAGGACAGGAAGCUCAGGUAAAUGAGAUUGCAAGUAUAAAAGUUUCAAAACUGUCAAUGUCGCUAUGUGUUCGUGUGUGCCAAUUGACGUUCGUGCCCAGCCUACCCGAACCACCCAUUUAAACCCAAAACCAAGUAACAACGCCGUCCUCAUGAAUCCAUCUAUACAUUGUAUGUGUGACAAGGGGAAGGAUGCCUAUGCGGUAUUUGCAAUCCAGUGAUUAAUGUAAGUUAAGUCGUGUAUGUGCGAAAGGUGUUUAGAAAAGGAAUGACAGCACGAAAACGAGACACGUGAACACCGUGGUGAUCGUGUAAUCAAAUUCGUACCAAAGAUCCUCCCCGCCAAAUGCAAUCUUCUUGCUGGAGGGAGUGGGGUGGGCAACUCCAGUCUUGGGAUCCCUGAUCA
Emericellopsis atlantica is the source of this 1731-nucleotide messenger RNA. Its product is annotated as cysteine desulfurase. The transcript is spliced from 2 exons. Bases 1 to 1347 code for a protein of 448 amino acids. NCBI's taxonomy places the organism in Eukaryota, Fungi, Ascomycota, Sordariomycetes, Hypocreales, Bionectriaceae. The record is from RefSeq and is a predicted model, not a curated record.